UGGCCCUUUGGACGUUUGGCACCAAUCGGGUGACGCCACCGGUGACGACGACGACGCUGCCUACCAGCGUUGGCGUCGCUGUCACCCACCCGGCUAGUCUACACGAGAUAAGCUACUCUAGGCCCAUGAUGACUCGCGACUCGUGAGCUGCUGGGGAUUAAAAUUUUAUUUAGUGGCGCCACGGUGGCUGUCCACUUCGGGGUGACGCCGGUGUCGAAGCAACACACGUAGAAUACUGUGGCUGCAGAGCGAGGCAGCCACCUCCUGAACAUGGUUAGCGCACGUUGCAGUGUAUUAUUGGCUGAGGUUUGUGCAAAGAAGGAAUUUUGCAAGGUAACCUUAAUUAGACAAAUUUUUAGAGAAAUAGCGCGCGCGUGACAAGUGGACUUUGAGGACUAGGAAGUUAGGUGUGCUAAGGAUAUCAUACGAGCAACCAAACAUAACCUAGCGGAUUUACGACGGGUUAAGGUUGGUCGUGACGAACUCGAGUCCCAACCAGGAGGCGCCUAACAUUGUGUCAUUAGCGAACAAUAGGGGAAAACAUACUUAGAUGGUUACUCAUAUGGUUGCGUGUGUGGAUGUACGCCUCCAAGUUUGAAUCUUUUUAAACCCAAUUUGGGCGCAUAUUUCUUCUGCCUUUAUCUAUCAAUCAUAUGGUGACGGCUGAUAAAUAAGAUAGAGGAGUGGCUGGUAACAGAAAGCUAGAAGUGAGCUCAACACUAAUCCCCAAUCCAGUCAAACCCAGCGUUCACAUUGCACACAGUCUGAAGUACACAAGCUGAACGUAGUAAAAUGCCACCCCUACCAUGCCAAUGCCACCCCUACCCUGCCACCACCACCAACUCAUCCUCUCUGGUUCUGGCUCCCUCGGAACGGAAGGAACAGACCGGACAAGGCGCCGCCUUUCCCCGCCCCGGGGGCGCCUUGUCGUGUGGUGUGGGAACGCCGCGACGAGAAAGGGGAAGCCCAGCCAGCGCACGCAACGGGCAAUCACACGCGCGCCGCCAUACGGCGACUCGACCGCUUGCUGUCUCGCCAAUCAUCACCGGCGGCAGGCAGACAGAGAGGGAGGGAGGAAGAAGCUGACACGGCUGUAAAUCCACCCGCCUCCAGCUCCAGCUCCUGAGCGAGCUCACCGUAGUCACCGCGCCCUUCCUCCUCCUGCUGUCCUGCAUGCCACCGAAGGCCAAGCCAGCCCAGCGCGGCCAGAGCGGCAGAGCCCCACCACCUAGUCCUUUGCCAGUUCCCACCGACUGACCGGCUCGCCGGUGCCAUGGCCAUGGCUCGCGCGGCCUCCACCGGCCGCUAGCGUCUUCCUCCGUGGCGCCACCGUUCCUUCGUUCCUCGACCCGCCUGCAGCCGCUGGCGGCGAGCGGCGCUCAUCCGGGGCGGUACGCGAACGCGACCCCCGCCGCGGCGGCGGCCGGCGCGGGGGCCAUGGGGAUCUACGGGCGCCAGCGCCACCAGAUGGCGGCGGCCGGCGUGUGGGGGGACCCGUUCCGGCCCGACGGCGACGCGCUGGCCGCCGUCGCUGCUCCGGUGACCGCGGUGGCGGCGCCAGUGGACGUCGACGUCGAAACAGAGGUCAAGUUCGGCAACCACCUGGCGCAGGACGACGUCGUCCCGGUGGAAGAUGCGCCGCCGUCGUCGGACAGCUUCGGGCACGACGACGCCAGGCCCAGAGAUAAGGUUCAGAGGCGGCUGGCGCAGAACAGAGAGGCUGCUCGGAAGAGCCGGCUACGGAAGAAGGCCUACAUCCAGAAUCUCGAGACGAGCCGGAUGAAGCUGGCGCAGCUGGAGCAGGAGCUCACCAUGGCCAGGCGCCAGCAGGGCGCGCACGCCGCCGGCGGGCUACUAGCGCCGCCCGUGGACCCGCGCGUGGCGGCGUUCGAGAUGGAGUACGCGCGGUGGGUGGAGGACCAGAAGAAGCAGGCCAGAGAGCUGCGGGCGGCGCUGCAGUCGGGCGCGCCGGAGUUCCAGCUGCGCUUCCUCGUCGACGCCGCGCUGGCGCACUACGGCGCGCUGUUCGAGGCCAAGUCGCGGGCGGCCCGCGCGGACGCCUUCUUCGUGCUCUCCGGCGUGUGGCGCGCCCCAGCCGAGCGCUUCUUCCUCUGGAUCGGCGGGUUCCGCCCCUCCGAGCUGCUCAAGGUCCUGGCGCCGCAGCUGGACCCGCUGGCGGAGCCGCAGGCGUCGGCGGUGCGCAUGCUGCAGAACACGGCGCGGCAGCUGGAGGACGCGCUGUCGCAGGGCAUGAACAAGCUGCAGCAGACGCUCGUCGACGCCCUCAUGACCGUCGACGCGCCGGACGACGCCGCUUCCGGCGCCGGCGGAGGGUACGCCGCGCGGCAGAUGGCCAGCGCCGUGGGCAAGCUCGACGACCUCGUCAGCUUCGUGGACCAGGCGGACCACCUCCGGCAGCAGACGCUGCGGAACAUGAACAAGAUCCUGACGGUGCCGCAGGCGGCGCGGGGCCUCCUGGCGCUCGCCGACUACUCCCAGCGGCUGCGCGCGCUCAGCUCGCUCUGGGCGGCGCGCCCGCGGGAGCCGGCGUAACGCCCGGCGAGCGGCGAGUGGCUCGACGGAGAAGAGGAAGCGGCGUUGGCAAGGGCACGUGCGCGCGUGGUCGGCUUGGCUUGGCUGGCGACCGGACCGGCGGCCGACGGAGCAAGAGACCAACCGGACCUGGCGGCGUCAAGUGGCUCGGUUCGUCCAGCUCGGCAUCUCGUACGGGCAAGCGAUGUGUUUGCUCGCUCUGAAGGAUUCAAACAACAAAAUGUGUUUGCUCUGAAUGAGAUCUGAAUCUUCUGAUGGUUACAGUACAGCAGUAGGAUUUGGUUGGCAGAUCAAGGAAUUUACAAGUGUAAAUAGAGUAUACAGCCUUGUUUGGAACUUUGGAUAGGACAUGCUUAUGAGGCUAUUAGGCACAGAGUAUUUAUCAUUCAGUUGCUGCUUGUCUCUCUCAACCUGUAACUAGUGUCGUUUGUACGGAGAUCAUGUGAAAAUGUUGAUGAACAAUCUAGGCUCAGUGGAUGAUAACCGAAAUUUUGAGUUCCGAAAAGAUCUGGUUUCGACCAAAACU
Panicum hallii is the source of this 3079-nucleotide messenger RNA. RefSeq names its product transcription factor TGA2.3-like. The transcript has 7 exons. Gene Ontology annotation, biological process: DNA-templated transcription; regulation of DNA-templated transcription. The record is from RefSeq and is a predicted model, not a curated record. Lineage: Eukaryota; Viridiplantae; Streptophyta; Magnoliopsida; Poales; Poaceae. The coding region runs from base 1438 to 2553 and encodes 371 amino acids. Gene Ontology annotation, molecular function: sequence-specific DNA binding; DNA-binding transcription factor activity.